GCAUAUCCACUUUGACUGUUUUUCUGAGGCCAAUUCAACUCCUACCCUCAUAACUCCAAAUGGCCACUUCAACUCAAAACCCAGUCCGUUUCGGCAUAAUCGGGUGCGCAGACAUAGCUCGGAAGCUUUGCCGAGCCAUCAAUCUCGCGCCAAACGCCGUCCUCUCAGCCGUGGCGAGCCGUUCGCUCGAGAAAGCCGUCAGCUUUGCAAAAGCCAACAAUUUCUCCACUGAAGCCAAGAUCUACGGCUCCUAUGAAGGCCUUAUUGAAGACCCUACAAUCGACGCCAUUUAUUUGCCUCUGCCCACUUCGCUGCACGUAAAAUGGGCCCUGAAAGUGGCCCAAAAUAAGAAGCAUUUGCUGAUGGAGAAGCCGGUGGCCAUGAACGUGCAGGAGUUUGAUGAGAUUGUGAAAGCGUGUGAGGAGAAUGGAGUUCAGUUGAUGGAUGGUACCAUGUGGGUCCAUCAUCCCAGGACUGCGAAAAUGAAGGAGUUUCUUGGUGAUGCGGAGCGUUUUGGUCAGCUUAGAAGGAUACACACAUGCUUCUCAUUUGCUGUUGAUCCUGAUUUUCUCAAAAAUGAUAUUCGUGUAAAGCCAGAUCUAGAUGGUCUUGGUUCUCUUGGUGAUGUUGGUUGGUAUGGCAUCAGGGCAAUCCUGUGGGCAGCUGAUUAUGAACUGCCAAAAACAGUUACAGCCUUGCCUGGGCCGGUUCACAAUGAAGCAGGGGUAAUCUUAUCUUGCGGGGCAUCUCUUUAUUGGGAAGAUGAGAAAGUAGCCACCUUCCAUUGCUCUUUUUUAGAAAAUUUGACAAUGGACAUAACCGCAAUCGGAACAAAAGGAACCUUGCAUGUUCAUGACUUCGUUAUUCCAUUUCAUGAGAAUGAGGCCUCUUUCAGUGCAGGUACCAAAUGCUUUUUCAAUGAUCUUGUGACUGCAUGGACACCGUUGCCAAGCGAGCACACUGUAACUGCAGAUCUUCCUCAAGAAGUUUGCAUGGUGAGAGAAUUUUCUCGCUUGGUCGGAGACAUUAAAAAUGGCACAAAGCUUGAGCGUAAGUGGCCAAUCAUCAGUAGGAAGACACAGAUAAUAUUGGAUGCUGUGAGGGCAUCAAUUGAAAAAGAUUUCACCCCAGUUACAGUUCAGUGGUAAAUUAGGUUUCUCUGCUCUGUGCUUGGCCAUUUCAUUGCACUUCUAAUAAAGAUGAUUCGGUUGUGGUAAAUGUUUUUAUUCAGUAAAUAUAUGUAAGAUUGUGCAGCUUAUGAUGUGUAACCUGGAUUUGUAUUCUAGAUACUGUGCUUGAAAAGGACUGCUUCUUUACUUCAGUUUAUGAGUUUUUAAAUAAGAUCUUGUAAGGGUGCGCUCAGUAUUGUUUUCUUCUUA
Molecule: messenger RNA, 1379 nt
Organism: Pistacia vera
Lineage: Eukaryota; Viridiplantae; Streptophyta; Magnoliopsida; Sapindales; Anacardiaceae
Exons: 2
Coding region: 60-1148 (362 amino acids)
Molecular function (GO): nucleotide binding
Source: RefSeq, a predicted model, not a curated record